AGCAUACCCACAACCCCGAAUUCCAGCACGAUGUCGACGUUCGAACCGGUCAUCGUCAUUGACGGGAAAGGCCAUUUACUUGGCCGCCUGGCCAGCACGGUUGCGAAGCAACUGUUGAACGGCCAGAAGAUCGUCGUCGUCCGCUGCGAGGCCCUCAACAUCUCCGGAGAGUUCUUCCGUGCGAAGCUCAAGUACCAGGCUUUCCUGCGCAAGCAAACCCGGUUCAACCCCACCCGCGGAGGCCCUUUCCACUUCCGUGCCCCCUCCAAGAUCUUCUGGCGCACCGUCCGCGGCAUGAUUCCCCACAAGACCGCCCGUGGCGCCGCUGCCAUGGAGCGCCUCAAGACUUUCGAGGGCAUUCCCCCGCCCUAUGACAAGAAGAAGCGCGUCGUGGUUCCCCAAGCUCUUCGUGUGCUGAGGCUGAAGCCCGGCCGUAAGUACUGCACUGUUGGCCGUCUCGGACACGAGUUCGGCUGGAAGUACCAGGACGUUGUUGCUAGGCUCGAGGAGAGGAGGAAGGUUAAGGGUGCCGCAUACUACGAGCGCAAGAAGGCUGCGCGGAGGCAAUUGGCGGAGGCUCAGAAGACGGCUCAGGUCGGUGCUGAGGUCAAGAAGCAGCUUGCCGAGUACGGAUACUAGGUUUCGGCAGGGGCAGCGGA
Messenger RNA from Westerdykella ornata, 659 nucleotides. Its product is annotated as ribosomal protein L13. Gene Ontology annotation, biological process: negative regulation of translation; translation. Bases 31 to 639 code for a protein of 202 amino acids. The transcript is spliced from 5 exons. The record is from RefSeq and is a predicted model, not a curated record. Gene Ontology annotation, molecular function: structural constituent of ribosome; mRNA binding. NCBI's taxonomy places the organism in Eukaryota, Fungi, Ascomycota, Dothideomycetes, Pleosporales, Sporormiaceae. Gene Ontology annotation, cellular component: cytosolic large ribosomal subunit; ribosome.